Bipolaris oryzae ATCC 44560 is the source of this 690-nucleotide messenger RNA. RefSeq lists its product as uncharacterized. The coding region runs from base 1 to 690 and encodes 229 amino acids. NCBI's taxonomy places the organism in Eukaryota, Fungi, Ascomycota, Dothideomycetes, Pleosporales, Pleosporaceae. The record is from RefSeq and is a predicted model, not a curated record. The transcript is spliced from 2 exons. Gene Ontology annotation, molecular function: acyltransferase activity, transferring groups other than amino-acyl groups.
AUGACCAUCCACAUCUACCCCGCGACUCGUACUGUUGCCCCACGUCUCGCUAGUAUUCAUGUAUCAGCCUUCUCUUCCAACCGGCUCAUGCGCGCGAUAUAUCCUACACCGGCAAUUUGGGCGGCAUUUGAACGCGCCGUAGAAGAAAAGCUAAUUGCUGAUAUGCUUGAUGAGAGGACAAGUGUGGUGGUUGCACAAUCCACAGAUAUGGCAAAGGGUAGCGGAGGAGAAAUAGCAGGAUUUGCAGUGUGGUGCCACGCUUGUCCGGAAGAUGAAGAGGAAAGAAGCAGCGGCAUGAAAAAGACGUAUGCAGCACCGCGUUGGAAUCUACCAGAGGGAACAGAUUGGGACAUUUUAAACGCAUGGAGAGCUGCUGCUGCGAAAGUUGCAGACAGUACUAUUGGAGAUUGCCGACAUUACGAACUAUCCUGGAUCGCGGUAUCACCGAGCCAUGGCCGCCAAGGCGUAGGCAGAAUGCUACUUGACUGGGGCCUCAACACAUGCAACACGCAAGGGGUGCCUGCGUACUUGGAAAGCACCGUAGAGGCGGCCGAGACAUUCUAUGCAAAAGCUGGAUUUAGGGAAAAAGGGAGAAUUCAAUUGGUAGUCAAGGGCGAGUUGUACGAGGAAGUUGCUUGUGUAUAUGAACCCAGUAGUAUGCAAGACGAGGAUGACACGAGGCUGAGAUGA